Messenger RNA from Mercenaria mercenaria, 654 nucleotides. RefSeq names its product perlucin-like protein. NCBI's taxonomy places the organism in Eukaryota, Metazoa, Mollusca, Bivalvia, Venerida, Veneridae. Gene Ontology annotation, biological process: biological process involved in interspecies interaction between organisms. Gene Ontology annotation, molecular function: carbohydrate binding. The coding region runs from base 95 to 592 and encodes 165 amino acids. The transcript has 6 exons. Gene Ontology annotation, cellular component: external side of plasma membrane. The record is from RefSeq and is a predicted model, not a curated record.
UUAUACAUUUGUUCAUGACUGACUUGUACAAGUCAAGAGAUAAGAUAAUUCGUUUACUGCAUUCAUUUAACGUCUAGGUCAGCUUAAAGAAAUCAUGGCGGAUAUAGGAUAUCUCGUCUUGUUAUUUUACUUAAUUGGUGGAUUCGUUGCAGUGUAUAGCAACUGUAGCAAUGGAUGGAUUCGAAAUGAUGACUCAUGCUACCUAUUUGUUGACUUGCACAGGAAGACUUGGCUUCAGGCAAAGAGUGAUUGUGAAGCACGAAAUUCCCACCUUGUUGUAAUUGAAAGUAAAGCAGAGAACGACUUUGUGAAGAAUCAACUGGCAAAAUUACAUCCAGGUACUGAGGAUCAAUUUUGGACUGCCGGAAAUGAUCUUGUCACCGAAAAUAAUUGGGUAUGGGGAAACACAUCCGACAUAUUCGAGGUGAGCUUCUGGCAUCCUGGGGAGCCGAAUCAGAGUGCAGGAGAGGAGGACUGUCUGACAUUUUAUACAAGAUAUCGUUUUGACUGGAAUGAUGAACAUUGCAAUAAACCAAUGCCUUAUAUCUGUGAAGUAGAGGAUUACAUUGACUCUGGUUCAAUAAUUGGAUGAAUGUCGAAUCUUGGAAUAUGCUGUCUUCAAUUUCGAAAAUUAAACAGCUUAAAAUUUUUGUA